Molecule: messenger RNA, 2568 nt
Organism: Symbiodinium natans
Lineage: Eukaryota; Dinophyceae; Suessiales; Symbiodiniaceae
Source: the annotation of a GenBank genome assembly
AUGGAGGCAAACGCGACGAAGGCAGACACCAGGCAGUGGCUCAAGGAUCAUGCGCAGCCACCAGUUACAGUUGGCAUGGGCCAAAGCAUUGCCCUCAAUGUCGCAACGUUGGUAGCUGGUUUAGCCAUCUGGCAUUUGAAAAGAUGGUGCCGUCACCUGCGGAGGCGCAACAGCGACGCAGAAAGCCCGUCCCAGAGGCUACUUGGCAACGACGACUAUGCCGACUACACCAGUCGCAACGCCUUUGAGUUUUCCUCCGCCUUUCUUGGCCCAACGUUCCAUGGCACCGCCCUGAACUACUUGAUCUUCCUCCGCAUUGCUACUGAGAUGUGUACUACGCUGACUGUUGUCUCUGCCGUUCUGGUGAUACCUCAUUGGGGCGUGCAGCCCCUGCUGCUCGGCGGCCCGCGCGGACGGAUCUCCCUCGCCCAGGAUAUCAGUGCGGACGGGAUCUGCUUACUUUGCCUUCUGGCCACCGUCUUCGGUGUGGUUGUUCUGAUGUUCACGCAGCGGAUGAAGGUCCACAUGCGGGUGCGUUCGGCAAUGCAUCCACAGACGAUGCCUUUUCUCAACCGCACGGUUUGGUUGACUCACCUGCCCGUGGGCGACAAUCUAACCGGAAAGCCGUUCUCCCUCACAGAUCAGGAGUUUCAGAUGGUCGAACAGUCCCUCACUCGCGCGAUUGAGGAGCAUAUCCGCAAGAAGCUUCAAGUUAGCGAAGAAAAAGCGAAGAAAGCAGUUGUCCGCGUGCACGUGCCCUUCGUGGUGGAUACGUGGUACGACCUGGAUGCCCGACAGCAGGAGACGCAUGCCAGGCUGAAGAUGAAGCGGGAAGAGCUGAGCAUCAUUCAGGCGGAGUUGGACCGUUACAGCUGUCUCUGCCGGUGUAUUCCGAGACUCCGCGUGUGGCGGCUGUCUAGACAAGUCCAGCGGCUUGAGAGAAAGGCCAAAGACCUGAAGUCCGACCUGGACCACAUGGAGCUGCGUGCCAAGCGGAUGAGUGGCAGUGCCUUUGUGACCUUCCAGGAUAAAAGCUACAAAGCGACGUUGUUUGAAGACAUGGAGUCCUGUUGGAAGUUUUACUCGUACGCCUACUUCAACUUCGGCCAGCCACCCUUCGCCUCUGUUACCUUGAGGUGUCGACGGGCGCCACAUCCAGCCGAUGUGAUGUGGGAGAACUUGCACAUCCCCUACUACAAGAGGGUCCUCCGUUUCACCAUCGCCGCCUUGCUGCUUCUGGUGUUCAUGCUGGUUGUCGUUACGCCCGUGUCGGUCUCUUCAGAGCUCAACACCAUUAUACCUGAACUCCGGAAGGGCUCCAAGGCCAUCCGGCACGCAGUGGUGCAGCGGCUCGGCGUGUCCCUCCCGGACAAGCGGGGCGUCUGGCGCUGGAUGUCCCUGCAGCUGCCCACCAUGAUCAUUCUCUUCAUCAACUCGCUGCUGCUUCCCUACAUCAUCGGCGUAAUCUGCAACUUCACCCGGAGCCACACGCUGUCGAAGGUUGAAGUGAAUCAAAUGCUGAUGAACUAUGUGUUCCUGGUCCUGAAUCAGCUUCUGAUUCCACUGCUGGGCCUCACGGGCAUCCCAGCCCUCCUGGAGUUUUUGGAGAUGAAGAUCACGGAUCAGACGCAGGACAUCUCAGUGCUGCAGCUGCUCGACGGAAGUAUGUUCAGUUCACCUGGCCUCUUCUAUGUGCGGUACUUGCUGAAUUGCAUCUUCCUGACCAACACAAACAGCCUUCUGAACCUGAGCCAGCUUGUGGUUCGAUGGCUGCUUUCGCAGCCUGAGCCAUGGAUCUUUGCCUGGGGAUACUGGUACGCCUUCACCCUGGCAAUUCUGACCACGGCUGUCAGCCUCGGCGUGCUCAUGCCCUCACUGCUACCCUGUGGCGCACUUUUCUUCGCAAUGAAGUACCGCAUUGACAAGCACAUCCUCUCUGUGCGGGGCUACCUUUGUGGCCCCGAGAGCCAGGGCCUCUUCAUCCCGCGGGUCCUCUUCAUCAUGCGCAUGAUUGUGGCUGGGUUCUGGCUGGUGAUCGGCAGCUCCCUGCACUUCACCGCGCGCACCUUCUUCCAAGACCGCUGGACGGCCCCGGUGCCACUCAAGGCUGUGGAGUGGUUUUCCGCGUUGCUGGUGGCCGCUGCGCUGGUCGUGUGGCUGUGGAGCUCUUGGGCCAAGGCCAGCUCGUUGCACAAUGACAAGUUCGAGCUCCUGCGAUUCUCCAAGAAUCAGAAGGAGAAGAACUUCAUGGACAGGUGCCUUGACUCCAUCUUCGGCAAGCUCCAGCAAGACUUGGAGGCACACUGGCAGAGGGUGGGACAGCCCAAGGUCGAUCGGGCAGGCCGGUUCCCGUCGGAGGACACCAGCCUGUCUUUGGGCUCGCUGACCUUCGCGCGUCGAGAUUCCACUGAGGUGGAGGAGCAGCAUUCUGACGAAGGGAGGUGUGGAUUUGUCUGGCACUGCCGUUCAUGGCUUUCGUCGUGGACGGAGUUUGCCGUGCGUCGCGACUUGCCCGCCGAUCUUUUCUGCGUGAAGCUUGCUCGAGUCUGUACAUUUGACGGACUUUGA